GGCAGCGCGGCGGACUGGAGGGGGAAGUGUUGUCACUGUGUCUCCAGCUCGUCUCCAGCAGCCAUGGCCGGGAUUAAAGCUCUCAUCAGUCUGUCCUUCGGAGGGGCCAUUGGUCUCAUGUUCCUCAUGCUUGGAUGUGCCCUCCCUGUGUACGAUAAAUACUGGCCUCUGUUCCUCCUCUUCUUCUACAUCCUCUCUCCGAUCCCUUACUGCAUCUCGCGGAGGGUGAUUGACGACACGGACUCGGCCAGUAACGCCUGCAAAGAGCUGGCCAUCUUCCUCACGACGGGCAUCGUCAUCUCAGCCUUCGGCCUGCCCGUCGUCUUCGCCAGAGCUGAAGUUAUCGCCUGGGGGGCGUGUGCGCUUGUGCUAACGGGUAACAUGGUCAUCUUCGGCACCAUCCUGGGCUUCUUCCUCGUCUUCGGAUCCAACGACGACUUCAGCUGGCAGCAGUGAGAAGCAUGAGUUUCCACUGCGUUGAGAGUGCGUCCACACAACCACACCUGAACUCUGCUGCAGGUGAUGCUGCUGUCCUCACUACUCCUGAGUUCUAGAGCCAACUCAUCAGGGCUGUUUUCAUUUGACCUGAAUUUAUAAGAAUGAAAAUCUGUCUUUUAUUUUCACUCAAAACCUUCAGACCUUUUUAAAAUGUAAAUUUAAAACAUGAUCGUUCUCUCUGUGACACGAAACAAGGAGGAGGUUGUUUGUUUCCUCUCAGCUCAGAGAAGAGGAUUAUAUUCAGACAGGCCACUGCAGAGAUCAAAUUUAACUGACUCUGUGAUUUCCCCGGUGCCGACAGGACGCAGGCUGCUUAUUCAUCCGAGUUGUUUUGCAUCUGAUGGCGCUCACUUCCCCAAACGUCUGAGUUAGCCUCACAGGGUCAGGUCAAGAGAGCACGAACAAGCCAGUAGUAGCUUCCAGCUAGCGUAGGAUAAGCUGGAGGGCAGCGGCCGGGCAGCGGUAAGACCUGGGUUACUUAUAGAGACGGCCCGGUCAGCCGCUAGCAGCCCUUAAGCUUUUAAAUGUGACUCUCCUGCCUGGACUCCCUUCAAAAUAAAAGAAUCCAGUCUCUAUGUACGUGAUUCAUUUAAAACAUUCAGUCCAGAUUCUGAGUUCAUUCCAUCGCUUUUUUCCUCACAGCCAGCAUUUACCCCCUGGAUUAAAAACACAAGUUACGUUUUAAUUAUUUCUUUUUUUUUUAUUUCAAGUUUUUUUUUUUAUUUCCUCCUCCUGUGUGAAGGAAAUGUGUACGUCGGUUUGUUAAAUCUGUUCUGGGAUCAGGUCGGUGCAGUUAUGUUUAAUUGAAUUAGCGUCGGCUAAACACGGAUUUAAGCAUCUGCUGCCUCGUCUGAGCACCGAGCGUCGAACAUGUUAGACUUUUAUUUUCUGUUGUUUGGAAACGUGUUCUCUGGAAGAUUAAGAAUUAGCAUUUCUUUUUUUUAUUAUUUUGUACCUUUCAAAACUUCUUUGUCACUCUGGGCUGCAACUAAUUCAUUUUGCAGAUCAUUUUUUUCGAUCAGUUGAUUUAUAAAUUGGUCCAUAAAACAUCUACUUUCAAAUCACAGAGCAAAAGGUGACGUUAAAUAUUUAAUUCAUUCUAGACAAAGAAAAUCAGCAAAUUCUCACAGUUUAGAAAUUGGAGAAAUCAAUUUUGUUGCUUGAUAAAUGUCAAACGAUGAAUCGAUCACCAAGACUGUUGCUCCAUUAAGUGAUAUUAAUCAUGCAGCUCUAUAUUAUAUUUUUUUAGUUGGGUUUCCACACAGCAGAUUUCCAAUGGAAGUUUUGUAUUGUGUUGAAGACGCUCAUAGUUUUCACUGAUUCUGUCCCACAGUUACUGUAACAUCUCAAAUGUUUAAAACCCCUUUCUAUGAUUUGAAAGCACUCAUUCAUUUUUACAAAACUUGCUUUAAAGGUGUCGAUGGAUAUCAGGGUAAAUACAGGAUGUUUAUCACUUUGAGGCUGAGGAGGAGACGUCAGUGCACGUAGGAGCCGGGAGGAGAUCAAAGUUAAAAACUCUCAAACUUAAAUCCCUUAAGUUCACAUGUGUUAACUUAUCUGUUAAAUUCACACAGGAAUUAAAAUGUUAAAACUGAAAUUGUGGUUUUAGAGUAAACCAUUUAUUUAUCUAGAAGUUGUUUGAGUACAAUUACCAACGAGCCACAACGUUAAAAGUGAAAUCUGUUUUAUAUGUUGUGGUUAAUAAGUGUAUUUAACUUUAGCUACAAACGACCUUAACUUCAAAGUAAGUUUCAUGUCACUCAGCAUUAAAAAGAUUUGACAUUCUGCCUCUGUCCUAUUUUAUCAAGAGGAACAAAAAACAAAUUUGUUAAAACGAUGUUAAACUUUAACGCUUCAGUCUGUAAAUAAAACUCUUUCCGAGGAGAGAAUGAUUUGGAACCCACGACUCACACGCUGACCUGACGGCUGCUUCUCAGCACGAUGACCCGGCGCUCACCAUCCAAGCCGUGUGGGAACACUUCCUGUGUGGGAACACUUCCUGUGUGGGAACACUUCCUGAGUGGGAACACUUCCUGUGUGGCACCUGAUUCUUCCAGAGAUCACAACCUCAGCGAAGGCAUUGAUUGUAUUAAAAUGGCGGGUUUUAUGAUUUCUGUCGAAAACAACCAGUAUUUAAAUGUUAAAAACUACUGACAUGAUUUGUGCAUGUUUAUUAUUAUUUAUGUGACACCACUUUGAAUCUAAAAGACAAAGCUCUUAACAGUAGGUUGACCCCCUGGUGGUCGGUGAGCAGGGGGCUCCUGAGGCCGUAUGAAUUCAAAGCUUCGUUCUCUGACUUCCUGUUUCGUUUCUGAAUUAUCUCCCUGAUGUGAGUUCCUCUCUGUGUUUCUGUUCUGAGCACAGAUUUGUUUUUCUCACACAUUCGGGAGGAUGCUGUAUUUAUUUAUUUGAACGGAUGCUUUGACAUUUUCUAUUUACAACUUUUGUGUUAAUGAAGCAGAAGGGAACGGGUUGGUUUUUCCUUUUUUCUUUUCUCUUCUUUUUUAAAUAAACGCCAUUACUGAA
Messenger RNA from Pleuronectes platessa (European plaice), 3024 nucleotides. RefSeq names its product leptin receptor overlapping transcript like 1 (gene leprotl1). Gene Ontology annotation, cellular component: endosome. Gene Ontology annotation, biological process: negative regulation of growth hormone receptor signaling pathway; late endosome to vacuole transport via multivesicular body sorting pathway. Lineage: Eukaryota; Metazoa; Chordata; Actinopteri; Pleuronectiformes; Pleuronectidae. Bases 64 to 456 code for a protein of 130 amino acids. The transcript has 5 exons. The record is from RefSeq and is a predicted model, not a curated record.